Messenger RNA from Aedes aegypti (yellow fever mosquito), 1280 nucleotides. Its product is annotated as actin-87E. Lineage: Eukaryota; Metazoa; Arthropoda; Insecta; Diptera; Culicidae. The record is from RefSeq and is a predicted model, not a curated record. The coding region runs from base 75 to 1205 and encodes 376 amino acids. The transcript is spliced from 2 exons.
AUGGCUGCGCCGUGCUUUAGUCGACGUUUAGGUGUGAAUCUUGGGCUCAUUCGUGGAAGUGAAUCGAACGGAAAAUGUGCGACGACGAAAUUGCCGCGUUGGUCAUCGACAAUGGAUCCGGAAUGUGCAAGGCCGGAUUCGCCGGGGACGAUGCUCCCCGGGCCGUGUUCCCCUCGAUUGUGGGCCGUGCCCGGCACCAGGGUGUGAUGGUCGGCAUGGGACAGAAGGACUCGUACGUCGGUGACGAGGCCCAGAGCAAGCGAGGCAUCCUGACCCUGAAGUACCCGAUCGAGCACGGAAUCGUGUCCAACUGGGACGACAUGGAGAAGAUCUGGCAUCACACCUUCUACAAUGAGCUGCGAGUGGCUCCGGAGGAACACCCGGUUCUGUUGACCGAGGCCCCACUGAACCCCAAGGCCAACCGAGAGAAGAUGACCCAGAUCAUGUUCGAGACCUUCAACUGCCCCGCCAUGUAUGUGGCCAUUCAGGCCGUGCUGAGCUUGUACGCUUCAGGACGAACUACGGGUAUUGUGCUGGACUCCGGAGAUGGUGUCUCCCACACCGUGCCCAUCUACGAGGGUUACGCCUUGCCACAUGCCAUCCUGCGUCUGGAUCUGGCCGGUCGCGAUCUCACCGAUUACUUGAUGACCAUCCUGACCGAGCGAGGAUACACCUUCACCACGACCGCCGAGCGGGAAAUCGUUCGGGACAUCAAGGAGAAGCUGUGCUACGUCGCCCUGGACUUUGAACAGGAGAUGGCCACCGCCGCUUCUUCCUCCAGCUUGGAGAAAUCCUACGAACUCCCCGACGGACAGGUGAUUACCAUCGGAAACGAGCGCUUCCGCUGUCCGGAAACUCUCUUCCAGCCGUCGUUCAUCGGAAUGGAAACGGUGGGAGUUCACGAAACCGUGUUCAACUCGAUCAAGAAGUGCGACGUCGACAUCCGUAAGGAUCUGUUCGCCAAUACCGUCCUAUCCGGAGGAUCAACCAUGUUCGCCGGAAUCGCCGACCGUAUGCAGCGCGAAUUAUCCACUCUCGCUCCCACCUCGAUCAAGGUCAAGAUCGUAGCCCCACCAGAGCGUAAGUACUCCGUCUGGAUCGGUGGAUCCAUCCUGGCUUCCCUGUCGACCUUCCAGCAGAUGUGGAUCUCCAAGCAGGAAUACGACGAAGCCGGACCCGGAAUCGUUCACCGCAAGUGCUUCUAAACCCUUCUUGGUGUUACACAACUCUGAUAAAAUUGUUCGGUAAUAAAAAGUUUAUUUGAAGACUGAACCACUCCA